Kwoniella shivajii is the source of this 459-nucleotide messenger RNA. RefSeq lists its product as uncharacterized. The record is from RefSeq and is a predicted model, not a curated record. The coding region runs from base 1 to 459 and encodes 152 amino acids. NCBI's taxonomy places the organism in Eukaryota, Fungi, Basidiomycota, Tremellomycetes, Tremellales, Cryptococcaceae. The transcript is spliced from 3 exons.
AUGGGUGAAUGUGAAGCUGCGUCUUCUAAUGACAAAACACGUUAUGAACAAGUCGCGAUUUUAUCACGAGGGAAUAAUCAGUGUUUGAACGUACUUGAUGAUGCUUAUUCAUCGGGUUCAAAAGUGACGACUAAAAAUUGUGAUGAUAGUGAAACAGUAAAGAAUCUUAUAGGUUGGGAUAUUACACGUAAUUCGCCUGGAAAGAUAAUGGUGCCCAAUCACGAUAAUCUUUUUCUGGGUGUUGCGGCUGAUCAAGAUCUCUCUAUUGAGAUCAAUAAACAUGGAAUAAACUGGCUCAUGAAUGAUAAAGGUCAAAUCAUCGUUGACGGUUCAGGUGCAUGUUUGACUGUGGAUGGGAACACAGGUGGAACUCAUAUAGAUGAAUGUGCUUCCGAGCUAAUUCCCAAUCAAGGUUGGGAUCUCAUCAAGACCAAGAAUACAGUUGAAACGGUCUUGUGA